AUGAUGGAGAUCCCAACGACCAGCAGCAGCAGCAGCAGCAGCAGCAGCAGCAGCAGCAGCAGAGCGCUGGUCCGGAUAUGGGAGCAGCAGCAAGUGCUGCAGCAGCGAGCGCGGCGUCUUACGGCUGCGCCCGUGUGGCAGCAGCUGCGCUGCUGGGCCCCGCAGCAGCAGCAGCAGCAGCAGCAGCUCUUGCUGCUGUCUUCGUGGUGGACUGCAGCACCAACGGCUCUUGGGUUGAUGCUGCUGCUGCUGCCAAAGGAGAAACUGUUCUCUGGCCACUCUGCAGCGUCUUAUCCCUGGCUAGACCGCGUCAGCUGCUUGCUGCUGCUGCUGCUGCUGCGCUGCUGCUGCUGCGCUGCUGCUGCUGCUGCUGCUGCUGCUGCGCUGCUGCUGCUGCUGGGUGCACAACUGAGAGAGGAGGGCCCCCCUAUAGCAGCAUUUCGGUGGCGGCUGGUUCUCCGCAUCUGCGCUGCAUGCACUACUCCCGGGGCCCGCUGCUGCUGCGGCUCAGCCUCACAGCAGCAGCAGCAGCAGCAGCCGCAGCAGCAGCAGCAGCAGCAGCAGCAGCAGCAGCUGGACUUCGGAGGGAGGCGCAACACUUCGCAGGAUCGACGAUCACAGGGAAUUGCUGCUGCUGCUGCAGUUCCGCCAGCUACUGCAGCAGCGUCAGACCAAGGCUUUGCAGCAGCUGCAGCAGCUGCAGCAGCAGCAGCAGCGCCUGCAGCAAACGGUGCUGCUGCUGCGGCAGCAGCAGCAGCAGCAGCACCGUUCCCCCGCUCAACUCCACUUUCGGAUGCGUACUAUUCCGGCUCUGGAAACGCAGUAGCCAGUGCUGCUCCUUUGCUGCUGCAGCAGCAGCAGCAGCAGCAGCAGGAUGUGCUGCUGCAGCCCUUGACCCCGCGAGGGUCGAGCGGCCGCAGCAGCGGCGCAGCAGCAGCAGCAGCAGCAGGCAGCAGACUUGCUGUUGAGCUGCAGCGCGCAGUGAUGGAAAAGAGGCGCCUUGAAGACAUGGUGCAGCAGCUGCUGCUGGAGAAUGAAGAACUCAGGGCACAGAUGGAGCAGCUGGCGGAGAUUAGGGAGCAGUUUGCUGCUGCUCAAACUGCAGCGCGCGGCGAGAUAGGAGGUUUGCAGCAGACACUAAGAGAUGCGACGCAGCGAAUUGCAACUUUGGAGGCAGAGGCAGAGGGAUUGCAGGCAGCAGUUGCUGCUGCAAGGGGGCGCGAGCAGCAGCAAGCAGCACUGCUGCAAAGAUUGCGUGAUUUCUCUGCGCAGCAGACACAGGCGCUGCGUGAGCUGCUGAUGUCCCAGCAGCAGCAGCAACAGCAACUAGAGCAGGCGCUGCAGCAAGAGCACCAAGAGCAGCAGCGGACUUCGCAGGCGCAACAGCAGCAACAGCAGCAGCAACAACAGCAGCAACAGCAGCAGCAACAACAGCAGCAGCAGCAAGAUCAGCAACAGCAGCAGCAGAAUGGUUACUGCAAGGAUAAGUCUCCUUUUGAAAUUGAGCACAACAGCAGCAGCAGCAGCAGGUCUUCCUGCCGCGACGCUGUGUCGCCUUUGCCUCUGUUCUCCACUGCUGCUGCUGCUGCUGCUGCUGCUGCUGCUGCUGCUGGCAGCAACAGCAACGGCAAGAGGCGCCGCACAGAGGAGCCACUAGAGGACGAGCUCGACAGCUAA
Molecule: messenger RNA, 1677 nt
Organism: Eimeria necatrix
Lineage: Eukaryota; Apicomplexa; Conoidasida; Eucoccidiorida; Eimeriidae
Exons: 6
Coding region: 1-1677 (558 amino acids)
Biological process (GO): positive regulation of DNA-templated transcription
Cellular component (GO): SWI/SNF complex
Source: RefSeq, a predicted model, not a curated record